Carica papaya (papaya) is the source of this 2900-nucleotide messenger RNA. NCBI's taxonomy places the organism in Eukaryota, Viridiplantae, Streptophyta, Magnoliopsida, Brassicales, Caricaceae. The record is from RefSeq and is a predicted model, not a curated record.
AUAUCGCACAAGGAUUUAUUUGUUUUCUUUCAUCCAGAGCAGUCGUCUUCCUCUUACUCUCACUCUCUUUAUUCUCUCUUUUCUCUCACUCUCCAUUUAAGCUUUCCUCUUUUAUACAAACAGAUUCUCCUCCAUUUUCUUCACCUCUAAGUUCGAUUCCCCUUCACGACUUGCGGCUCUUUAUAUAACAAAUCAGAAGAAAAUCUCAACUUUUCUUCUUUUUUUUUUUUGUUUUUUGUUUUUUGUUUUGGUUUUUGUUGGGUUGAAGUAUACAGCUCCCGUUCGUCUUGUGGGUAACUCAGGAACUAAUCCCUGACGUUAAUGCUCACGUUUUCCCAUAACAUUCUUACACUUAAUGUGUACCCGAUGUUCGUAGCAGCACAUUGUGCCUCUCUAACAGAUUUGCAGAGCUUUAAUGGCGGAUCUGGAGCUCAACUUCCUCGAUUCGCGUGCUAAUGCCGUUAAUAGCUCCAUUAAUUAUGCCCCUUUUUCGCGUUUCUGUCUUCGGUUUUAGCUCAACGGAGCUAUAACGGCUACUCUUUACCUUCAAGCUGUCAAAAAAUACCGUACAUUCCCAUGAAAGACCCAGGAAGGGAAGAAAACAUGCAGAUACUACAAAUUUGUUACCAUAAUCAAUUCUGCAAACCCUGUUCUGUGCAACAUCCCAUGAAAUAUUUUCACUCUUCGGUAUUGUUUUUCUUCCUUGUUGUGUCGAUGCUCUCUCUUGCUUUUGCUGAUCUUGAGUCAGAUAAGCAAGCCCUUCUUGACUUCGCUGAUGCUGUCCCUCAUCUUCGGAAACUCAAUUGGAAUGCUACUACUCCAAUCUGUGCAUCCUGGGUAGGCAUCACAUGCACUCAAGGUCAUGCCCGUGUGAUAGCACUCCGGCUUCCAGGAAUUGGACUUGUUGGUCCUAUUCCAGCCAAUACACUUGGUAAACUAGAUGCCCUCAGGGUUCUUAGCCUGCGUUCCAACAUCCUGAGUGGUAAUCUUCCAUCUGAUAUUACAUCUCUUCCAUCACUCCAUUACCUCUAUCUGCAACGCAAUAACUUCUCUGGUGAUAUUCCUUCCUUCUUUUCCUCCCGGCUCAAUGUACUGGAUCUCUCAUAUAAUGCUUUCACAGGGAAAAUUCCUGAGACAUUACGAAAUCUGACUCAGUUGACAGGAUUGAGCCUUCAGAACAACUCCCUUUCGGGACCCAUUCCUGAUAGUGAUUAUCAUAGUCUUAAGCAUUUGAAUUUGAGUUACAACCAUCUUAAUGGGUCAAUUCCUUCGUCACUUCAAAGGUUCUCAAAUUCAUCCUUUGUAGGUAACUCUUUCUUGUGCGGACUACCUCUAAAAGGCUGCUCCCCUAUCCUUCCUCCACCUUCCCCAUCACCUACCAAGUCACCUCCACCAUCGCCCAUGUUUCCUGGAAAAGAAAGCUCCAAAAAUAAACUGCAUUUAGGAGCUAUCAUUGCAAUUGCAGCUGCGGGGGCUGCUGUGCUGUUUCUUUUGGCAAUAAUUAUCCUAUGCUGCUGUAUUAAGAAAAAAGAUCAGGGAGGCAGUGGUGUGUUAAAAGGGAAGUCAACCAGUGGUGGCAGGAGUGAGAAGCCAAAAGAAGAAUUUGGGAGUGGAGUUCAAGAACCUGAGAAAAAUAAGCUGGUUUUCUUUGAAGGUUGUUCCUAUAAUUUUGAUCUUGAGGAUUUAUUAAGGGCUUCAGCUGAGGUGUUGGGAAAGGGUAGCUAUGGCACAGCAUAUAAGGCUGUCUUGGAAGAGUCAACAACAGUGGUGGUGAAGAGAUUGAAAGAAGUAGUAGUGGGCAAGAGAGAAUUUGAACAGCAGAUGGAGAUUGUAGGAAGGGUUGGACAGCACCCAAAUGUUGUGCCACUCCGNNAUUAUCCAUUAACCUGUACUGAAAUUUUUUAUAUUUGCAACUGUUUCUACUGAAAUUUUCUUUUGUGGCAUCUUCUCAUUUGAUUGUUUUUUACAGGAAACAGAGGACCUGGAAGAACUCCACUAGACUGGGAUACAAGAGUAAAAAUCUCUCUUGGAAUUGCUAGAGGAAUUGCCCACCUCCAUUCUCUGGGUGGUCCAAAAUUUACCCAUGGAAAUAUAAAGUCCUCAAACGUACUCCUCAACCAAGAUCUUGAGAGUGGCAUCUCUGAUUUUGGCCUUACUCCUCUUAUGAAUGCACCUGUUACCCCAUCUCGGAGUGCAGGGUAUCGAGCACCUGAGGUGAUUGAAACCCGUAAACACACUCACAAGUCAGAUGUGUAUAGCUUUGGUGUCCUCCUACUUGAGAUGCUCACUGGAAAAGCUCCCCUCCAGUCCCCAGGGCGAGAUGAUAUGGUUGAUCUUCCUAGGUGGGUGCAAUCCGUGGUGAGGGAGGAGUGGACGGCUGAGGUUUUUGAUGUUGAGUUGAUGAGAUUCCAAAACAUCGAAGAAGAAAUGGUGCAAAUGUUGCAAAUUGCAAUGGCAUGUGUGUCAAAGGUGCCUGACAUGCGACCCAAUAUGGAUGAUGUUGUCAAAAUGAUUGAAGAGGUCCGGCAAUCUGACUCAGAGAACCGGCCAUCCUCCGAAGAGAAUAAAUCCAAGGAUUCAAAUGUGCAGACACCAUGAUCUCUUAUAAUUGCUGAUGCUUGACUUCAUCAAGUUUAAGAUCCAUUGUCUCGCAUUGUAAGGUUGUCUUAAUUAAUUAUUCAAAAAUCACAAGCAUAUUUGUGGUUUCUUAGGUGUGAAUCUGUCCAAUUGAGAGAAUUUGUUCAUCUUCUUUUUAGGGAUUUAGGCUUCUGAAUUUUAAAAUUCAUUAGAUAAGGUACCAUUUUCUUUUUCAUGAUUUGUUGUACUAUUUCCUUUUUCUUCUUCAACAUUGUGAAUGAAAUUGAUGAUAUAAGCUCACAUUAAGAACUUUCUGUGUGCAA